UUUAAAGGUUCCUUUGUUAAAGUUAAUAAAGUAUGCGUGAGGGCGAAUCCAAAGAUUAUUUUUAGUUGGUGCACAAAUGCUAAAAUAGGUGUAAACUUACAUAUGAUUAUAGGUGUAGACAUCAAAUUUGUUAAGAAAUAUACUAAAUUUUAAAAUUAUUAUGGGGGCAAGUCAAGCAGCGCGAACUUUUCAUGGUGAGAUCGUUAAAUUUAAUUACUAUAUUAUAGAGUUAGAUAGUCUUUGGGUAAUUUAACGAAUUAAUAUUCAAAUCUUAUGAAAAAGUUAAAUCGAUUAUUUUCAAAUUGUUUUUGUAUGUUUCUUCUCCAGAACCAAACCACCAGAUAAUGGAAAAUAGCUAUAUCACCUGCUCCAUUUCAUCAACUCCAUCUUCUUCUUUUAACUCUUUUACUUAAUAUAUUCAUUCUUGUCUAUAUAUAUAUACUUCCAGAAUUUGCUUAUCACAUAAUUCAAACAACAAUCUUGUCUUCUCUGAUCAUCCUUCUUGUUCAAUGGCAGGUCAAAAUAUACUCUCUUUCUUGGUUAUAGCUCUCUUUGUUACUUUCGCAGCUGCUGCUCGGUUUCUUGACGAAGAAGAUACAUUCCCAGCCACAACCACCCCAGGCUCAGGUCCCUUCCCUGGUCCUUUACCAGCGUCUGGCUCAAAUUCUGCUGGAACUGGUUCAGGCUCUGCAGGAACCGGUUUCGGUGCAGGAACAGGAUCAGUACCAUCAAGUGGUUCAGGUCCUACUGCCACCAGUCUCGGUGCAGGUACAGGGCCAGUCUCAUCAAGUGGUUCAGGUUCUUUGACUACUACUGGUUCUGGUCCUCUACCAAUCCCUGGCUCUGUUCCUGGUCCUUUACCGGUUGGUGGUGGUCCAGGCUCCUUGCCUGCCACUGGUCCCGGUCCUUUACCAGCUGCUGGUUCAGCCACCGGUCCUGGUGUAGGUACCGGGCAAGCCCUUGGUGGUGGUGCAGGUGCUGGUCCAGCUCUUGGCGGUGGUGGUGGUAUUGUAGGUCCUGACCACACAUUAGUGUUCUUUAUGCACGACAUACUCGGCGGUUCGAACCCCACAGCGAGAGCCGUAACCGGAGUCGUCGCAAACCCGGCUUUGAGUGGUCAACUCCCAUUCGCUAAACCCAAUGGCGCAAACCUUCCCAUAACCAACGGAGUUCCAUCUAACAACAACAACAACGGAAUCGUCAACAACAACAACGUCCCUCUUCUCGUUGGACUCGGCGGAACCACAGCCAACAUUCUCCAAAACAACGGAAAUAACGGAAACAACAACCUUUUAAACGGUCUGCCAGUGGCUAACGGCGGCCAGCUCCCGAGCGGUUCUGCUCUACAGAUGCUUAUGUUCGGAACGAUGACUGUGAUAGACGAUGAACUAACCGAAGGGCAUGAACUCGGAUCUGGUUUGCUCGGGAAAGCGCAGGGGUACUAUGUGGCGAGUGCGGUCGAUGGAACUAGCCAGACGAUGGCGUUUACUGCCAUGUUUGAGAGCGGUGGUUAUGAAGAUAGUAUAAGCUUCUUUGGUGUUCAUAGGACAGCGGCUUCGGAAUCACAUUUAGGAGUUAUGGGAGGUACCGGGAAGUAUGUGAACGCUAGAGGAUUUGCGAUUGUGAAGACGUUUACAGGAUCUAGCGGGACGCAGCAGCAGCAGCCGCAUCAGUUCACUGAUGGACUUGAGACUGUUCUCCAGUGUACUGUUUAUCUAUCUUACUAGUUUUGCUUUGUUUUCCUCUUCUUAUGUUGGAGUUUGAGAAUGUUUGGUUGGUGCAUGUGGUUUUAUCAGUUGUAAUCUAAAUGUGAAAGAGUUGUGUAAGAAAAUACAUGAAACUGGACUUUGUGUUUAACUUUUGUUUUUGUUUGUGAAGUUGAAGAUUUCA
This is a messenger RNA of Brassica napus (rape), 1890 nucleotides long. Its product is annotated as dirigent protein 10. Lineage: Eukaryota; Viridiplantae; Streptophyta; Magnoliopsida; Brassicales; Brassicaceae. The transcript has a single exon. The record is from RefSeq and is a predicted model, not a curated record. Bases 510 to 1727 code for a protein of 405 amino acids.